This is a messenger RNA of Linum tenue, 4263 nucleotides long. Lineage: Eukaryota; Viridiplantae; Streptophyta; Magnoliopsida; Malpighiales; Linaceae. The record is from the annotation of a GenBank genome assembly.
UCCGAUUUGAGAAUGACUACCCUACUUCCCGCCACACCAUUCCAACGACCGUUCCCUCGUCCGUUCAAAGUUCAAACCGUGUACACCGGUUCCCGCGUCCUCUUCCGGUCCCAGAAAUGUCAAAACUACUACACCGCAGGAAUCCAAACAGGGAAUUACUCUCGGAUGUGCCUUGUUUGAUGGGUUGCCUUGCGACGAAGUUCAUCUGUUGAGUGAUUGGCCUCACCUGCUCAAGAUCUCAGCCAGGUCCGGCGAUUUCUUACUGGGUCUAGCGAUUCACGCGUGCUUAGUGAAAUCAGGGUUCGGGGAUGACCCAUUUAAGGGGAACAACGUUGUCGAAUUCUAUUCGAAAUUGGGUAGAACGGAUUUGGCGAGGAAGGUGUUUGAUGAAAUGUUUGUGAGAAAUACCAUUACUUGGACGUCAUUGAUUAAGGGGUACUGCGAUAAUGAAGACCGAGCGGGUAUGCUUGAAGCUGUGGUUAAAAUGCAUCAACUGGGAGAAAAGUUUAACGAGCAUACUUGCUCUGUGAUUCUGCAGGCGUGUAGCUCACAAGGGGACCAGAUAUUGGGGGAACAAAUUCAGGGUUUUGUUGUGAAAUGUGGGUUUGAGGAGAAUGUUUAUGUGAGCACUUCUUUGAUUUCGAUGUACUCAAGAAGUGGGCAGUUGAGUGAAGCAGAGAAAAUCUACAGUAGCAUACCGGGUAAAGAUUUUCGCUGCUUCAACUUGAUGAUUUUGGAAUAUGGUAAUGGGGGAUGUGGUGAGACAGCUAUGGAGGUUUUCGUGGAUCUGCUUUCUGCUGAUUUGGUGCCGAAUGAUUAUGCAUUCACUAACACGCUUAGCAUGUGCAACGAAACUCUAGGUGUUGAGGAAGGUAGGCAAUUGCACGGCCUUGGAAUUAAGUUCGGUUUUGUAGAUGAAAUAUCAGUUGAAAAUGCAAUUAUUUCCAUGUAUGGAAAGAAUGGAAUGGUUAAAGAGGUUGAAACAGUGUUUUCUGCUAUGAACCACAGGAAUUUGAUUACUUGGACUGCUCUUAUCUCAAGCUACAUAAGGAAUGGUUUUUAUCAACAAGCUUUUGGUGCUUUCUUUGUGUUCCUGGGACUUGGUGUCAACUGUGACUCUAACUUGUUUUCUACCAUUCUAAAUGGAUGUUUGGAAUGGCAGAACUUAGAAUUGGGAGCUCAAGUUCAUGGAUUGGUUACAAAGCUUGGUUAUCUCCAUGAUCCUGAGGUUGUAGCUGUUCUUGUAGAAUUAUAUGGCAAAUACGGGAACAUGCAGUUGGCAAGAGUAAUGUUAAGAUCUGAUGGAAAUAAACCUGAGUCUGUCUCUUUAUCACGCCUCUUCAGUUUAUCUGCUACUCAACCUUCCUUAGUAAGCGGGAAAAUACUCCAUGCUUGUGCUGUCAAGACAGGUUAUGAAAAUGACGUUUUUGUGGCAAACUCUAUCAUUACAAUGUAUGCCAAAUGUGGAAGCCUUGAAGAUGCUCAUCAGAUCUUCAAUGAUAUCAAUUGCCAUGAUCUUAUGUCGUGGAAUGCUUUAAUCUCUGGUUAUAGUCUUCAUGGUAAAGGACAAAGGCCACUCCUUCUGUUUGAACAAAUGAAGGCAAAAGGCUUCACUCCUGAUGAGAUCACAUUAUUGGCGAUCCUCCAAGCCUGCAGCUACUCAGAUCUGAAUAUUGGUAGGCUGGCUUCCAAAAUUCUGCUUGAUUUGUCUCCUGAAGAGGCUGGACCUUACAUACUCGUUUCGAAUAUGUAUGCUGGGAAAGGAAUGUUACCUGAGGAAGCUAGGGUGACCUUCAUGUGGAGGGAGUUGUGUUGUGCCUUACAAUUUUAGGAGUAGGACAACACUUCCAGUUCCCUUUCAGGCUGCAUAUUACUGGGACAGUAUUUUUAUUUCACCAGGCAAGUGAUCGCUUAAGUGAUGAAUUGAAGAUCCUAGCGUUCUGCUCUCUGUUUUCCCUUCCGCAUAUCGAAAGACAGUGGAAGAGGCCUAGAGAGAACAUGUAGUCAUAGAAGUCUCGGUGGUCCUCAUAGUUCAACUAGCAGGUUGAGACAAGGCGUUCAGUGAGCUGCUUGUGCUGUAAGUUCAGCAUCAUCAACUGUGUCGAGAAGAUGAGACGUCAAAAUGUUCAACAGCCGCGGGAAUGAAGGAUUUGUAGUAUGUUGGCUAACGAAUCAUGUCAUCAACUUACUGGAAAAAGGUGCUCUUUUAUAUUCAUCCCCACAAGGUAAUGAAUGAAAUAUAAUGCUCCCUGCCUUAUUUGCAGAUGAGUUCACUGAAUUUUCAAUUUUGCUACCAUGCUGAUGAGUAAGCAUCAGCACGGGCUAGUGCCAUUGCAUCACAUGGUCAUGUGAUCUCAGUUGUUGGAUGUACGGCAUGGUUAUGUGCAAUCCAACAACGUCAACCAAUAUGCACAGUUCCAACAGCUUUGCCCACUACAGACAGUUUCUAGCGAUUAGUUCUUGCAUUGAUAUCAUUUGAUGGAUGCAACGUAUCAUUCUGCACUCAUCCAUAGCUUGAGAAAUGAAAAGAAAAAGGUCGCGUUCACAAAAGGGACAGCAUCAUAGUCUACCUCCAAAAUGAAGGGUGGAAGCUACAAUGCAUUUUACGAAACUCAGGCUGUGUAUUUCCGAGGCCAAAAGGACAGCAUCGUUAACAGCUUGAAUGAGGAUAAUGCAGCCGGAGAAGACAAAUGCUCGGCCACUAGAGGGGGGAUUGCCAAGGAAUGUAAUAUCCACAGGUGAUACUCAGAUCAAACGUCGAUCUACCGACAAACGAGUCUCGAAUGUAAAUAUCCUCAGGUAAUACUCGACCAAACGCUAAUCUAUCGAUGAAAGUACAUUUUUUGUUGGAUAGUAUAUUUACAGAGUAGAAACAUUACAACUGUACAGUACUAAAAACAACAACAGAAAAAAAAAACCCUAAAAACACCUCAACACACACAACAGGAAGCAAAAUAUUUGCUAUGUGGUUUUAGUCCUUCACUUGCCACUCCACUCCACUCCACUCCACUCCCAGCCAUGACCAUAAUGGUGUCCUUAUCUAGGGUUGCUUGCCCUGCAAUUCAAAACAUUAUACAGGACCAAACAACCCUCCCCACUUAACUUGGCUAUCAAGUAACCUCCUUUUCUGGGUUUCUCUUUGAGCAGAGGGAGAUAUAUCUAUAUAUCAUUAUCUAUAUAUCUCUUCUAUUUCAGAAGAAGGACCUCUUGGUUGGUGCUUUCCCAACUGCUCUCAUCAAAUUGGCGACCUCGAGGAUUCUGGCAACUUUGGUCCCUCUCUUGGCUUCUGCAGAUGCCCUCCUCUCCUCUGCUUUCCUGUGUGCUUUGGCCACCUUGUUCUGCAUCUUCUCUAGUGCCCUAGCCCUCCUCUCCUCCAGCUUCCUCUCAAUCUUCUUCAUCCAGGCAUUAGCCUUCUGCACUUUCUCGUUCUCCCACCCGCUAAUAAUCGCUUCGUCUCUCUUCAACCUGUUGUUCACCUUCGCAAUCUCCUCGUUCUGCCACGCGCCGAUCUUCGUCUCCACUUCCUCCUUCUUCACCCUCCCCACCGUCGACACUCCUCCCCCUCCGCCGCCCAUCGCCGCCGACGACGCGGCGGAGCCUCCCCUUCCCCACGGCGCCAUCACCGGAUUGUGAUCGGCGACGAUCGCCAGAGGGUUCGUCUCCACCACCACGUCGUCGUCGUCCUCUCCGAUCCUCGCCAAGUAGUUGUUCACGUUGGCGGCGGCGGCCGCAGCGGCGGCGGUGGUGACGUGUUCCGGCCCUCCUCCGGUGUCGGCGGCCGAGCCGGCGAGGACGAGGGCGUUGAACUCCCUGCUCAUGGUGGUGAAGUUCUCGCUCGAGGCGGUGGUCCCCAGCUCGCCGCUGCUCAUCAGCAACGAGGAGGGGCGGCUGAGCGGCGGCGGCGGCGGGGGGCGCGGCGGGGUCAGCGCGUAGAUGUCACGUAUCGUGACUUCGGUUUCGUGGUCGUCGGUUUCGUCGUCAUCGUGGUGGUGGUCGGCAUGGGCUCCUCUGCUGGCAGAGGAGGAGGAGGAGGAAGGGGUGCUGGCUAUGGUUGCCGGAGGAGGGGGGGAGGAGGAGGAGGUGGCGGCGGCGGCGGCGGUGCGGCGGCUGUUGUUGGGACGGCGGUGAGAGCUUGAGAACAUAGGGAGCAAUGCAGUGAGAGAGUUUUAAGAGUGUGGGAAGGGAAAUUGAUGAGUGUUUUUUUAUAAUUUUGGAGGGUGGGAAUAGUAUGAGUAGCUAAAAGCAUGAAAAUGAUUUUUGCAC